AUGCGUGAUACCAAGAAGGAAGUUGAACAACUUUGUCUCAAACUAGAAGAAUCAACUAAACUCAAACGGAAUGGAAAAUGUAUAAAGUUCACCAAUACCGCUCACAACACAACUACACCCAUAGAUUCAUGGAAAUUUCUUGAUUUCGAUUAUGGUAAGGAUAAAGUACAACUACCGAUCCAAGCCAGAGGACUAUUCACAACAGAUAACAACUCAAUAGUUGUGCGUGGAUACGACAAAUUCUUCAAUGUUGAUGAAAAGAGUUUCACCAAGGAAGCGGAGUUGAAGAAAUCAACAACUGGGCCCUAUGAUGUCACAUUGAAAGAAAAUGGAUGUAUAAUUUUCAUCAGCGGUUUGGCUAGUGGUGACAUUCUUGUUUGUUCCAAACAUUCAACCGGUGUGAGAGAUGAUAAUACAAGAAAUCAUGCGCUUGAAGGUGAAGCCCACUUGCGUCAACAAUUAGGUGAGGAGCGAGUUGGGGAAUUGGCUCGUUAUUUGCAUAAACACAACUUGACUGCAGUGACAGAGUUGUGCGAUGACGAGUUUGAAGAACAUGUCUUGCCGUACCCCAAGGAUAAAUCGGGAUUGUAUCUACAUGGACUAAAUUACAACACAAUCAAGUUUCAAACUGUGCCCAUUAGCGACGUGGUGAAAUUUGCCCAAGAUUGGGGGUUCAAAACCAUUGAGUACCUUCUGUUUGACAAUGUCGAUGAGCUUUUCCAAUUUUUGCACAAAUGUAGCGAGACAGGCACGUAUAAUGGUCGUGAAGUUGAAGGGUUUGUCAUUCGCUGCAAAAGAAAUGGCGAAGAUUUCUUUUUCAAGUACAAGUUUGAGGAACCAUAUUUGCUAUAUCGUCAAUUUCGUGAAGUUACUAGACAGAUGUUGGGGGGAACUCCAGCACCGUCAAUCAAAAUCAAGAAAAACAAGUACAUUACUAAAAAAUAUCUUGAGUUUGUUGAAAAGUUGUUUGCAGAGAAGCCGGAUUUGAAAGAAAGUUUCAACCUCGGACAUGGAAUCAUCCAUGUUCGUCAAUUGUUUUUGCAGGAUUUACACGAGACAAAUGGUAUGAACUUGCUUUCUAUUGAUGCAAAACUCACUGAAGAAGUGAGGAAAUUGAAGUUGGAUAAUGGGGGUGUUGAUGAAGAGACAACGUUUCUUCUUGUGUCGAUUUCGACGUUGGGUUGUGGCAAGACAACAGUGUUUAAUACUCUACACUCAUUGUUUCCCGAUUGGAUCCAUAUACAGAAUGACAAUGUUGGUAAGAAUGCUAAAGUGAAAAUUACAGAUUUGGCGUUACAAGCAUUGGAUAAUUACCCAGUGGUGAUUUUUGAUAGAAACAAUUCCGAGUUCAGAGAGAGGAAACAAAUAUUCACCACUAUUGCCGAAAAGAGACACUUGUACUUGGAUGAAAGGAAGGAAAUCAAGUAUAUUGGAAUCAAUUUUGUCAAUGAUAUAAGUGAAGAUGAGUUGUGGAGAAUAACGUUUAACAGGGUCAAGGAAAGAGGCGACAAUCAUCAGCUGUUGAAAGCUGCAUCGGAUGAGGAGUUGACGACCAAAGUCAUGAAAGGGUUUAUGUCUCGAUUCCAGCCAGUCGACACCAAACGUUUCCCUGAUUCUCAAUUUGAUCAUGUGAUUAAUCUCAAAUUGAAUGAAAAUGAUUCCUCUUUGGCAAAUGUCAAGAUCAUUAUUGAUGAAUUGUCACGAGAGUAUCCUCAGUUGAUCAAGAAUAGACCAAGUGAUGAAGAAAUCGAAACCAAGUUUAAAAAAAGUUUGGAAUACAAGCCAACGUUUACAAAGGAUAUGACCUCUUCAAACAAAAAAAAGGACCCCACAUACUACGGAAUUGCAAUCCACCGUCAAAACAUGUUAGAUUCGCUCAAUGAACUCGAUAAAAAUCCGGAGUACAACAAGUUGAAGGAUGAGUGUUUGGUUCAAGAAUCUUUCCAUGUAACAUUGGCCCACGUUGCCAGUGCCAGGGGUGCUGAAAGAAAAGCCAAGUGGAAAAAGAUUAAAGCCACUUUUGGCAAAGGUGAAGGUAAACAAGGAGAAAAGGAGUAUCUUGAAUUCCAUGCAAGGGUCAAACUCAUUCAAUUUGUAAUCAAUAGGGGCAAAUUGGUCUGCAUCAAGUGUGAAGUCGUGUCAAUACACGACAACAAAAGCAAUCAAGUGGUGGAUAUCGAAGCUAUAAAUAGACAUAUGCAUGUGACCAUUGGGUGUUUCCCACCGACGAAAGCAGUGGAGUCUAAUGCCACCUUGGAGGAGUUGUACAGAGAUGACGUGCAUGAUGUGAAACCAGACGGUGUUUACCAAGUCGCAGAAGAUGUGAUUGAAGUGAAGAAUUUAGUCAAUCCUGUUGAGUUGGGGGAUCAGAAGGUGUUUGUGUAUUAUUAG
Molecule: messenger RNA, 2391 nt
Organism: Lodderomyces theae
Lineage: Eukaryota; Fungi; Ascomycota; Pichiomycetes; Serinales; Debaryomycetaceae
Gene: LIG1
Product: tRNA ligase
Exons: 1
Coding region: 1-2391 (796 amino acids)
Biological process (GO): tRNA splicing, via endonucleolytic cleavage and ligation
Cellular component (GO): nuclear inner membrane
Molecular function (GO): phosphoric diester hydrolase activity; ATP binding; GTP-dependent polyribonucleotide 5'-hydroxyl-kinase activity
Source: RefSeq, a predicted model, not a curated record